Molecule: messenger RNA, 2321 nt
Organism: Jatropha curcas
Lineage: Eukaryota; Viridiplantae; Streptophyta; Magnoliopsida; Malpighiales; Euphorbiaceae
Product: Protein kinase superfamily protein
Biological process (GO): protein phosphorylation
Molecular function (GO): protein kinase activity; ATP binding
Source: RefSeq, a predicted model, not a curated record
AAAUCGAUCAAACCUUGAACCACUGCGAAAGGAUACCAGCCAACCAUAGCCAAGAAAAGAAACAGUCUUCUUCUUGGUCUUUCUUGAAUUUAUUUCCUCACUACUGUUAGACCCGUCACCCCAAAACAGAUAAUAGAUAGAUAGUAAUAAAUUAAAAACAGAGUCUAGUUCUGUCCCUUUCACCAUCUUGCGGACCUAGUUUCGUUCUUUUACGUUUCACACACGGCAAUUUUCUUCCCUUUAUCGGUUUGGUUUUCUAGCAUUUUUCCACAUUUGAGCUGUUUCUCUUUUCUUUCUCAUCUUGGGUUUUUUUUUCUCCACGCACAGCUAUUGUCCUUUGUCAUAGAUAAUUUCUCCGCAAAAUUCUUCCUCCAGUUCAAUUCUUUUCUUGAUUUGUUGUGUUCACACCUUCUAUUCAAAUUCUUCCUCCAGUGUUUCAUUUUUUCAUUUUUUCAUUUUCCCUCUUCACUACAUAAAUUGCUGUAUAUAAGUAAACCUUUUGGUUGCUCAUUUAUUGUUUAAUCGUUUUUUUUUUUUUCCAUUUAAAGUUCUUGUUCUUUGGCUCACGGCUUAUCCUUCUCGGAAACUCUUUCUCUAUAGUUCAAUUCUCUUCUUUGUGCUUGUUCUGUUUACACUUUCUAUUCAAUUUUUUUAAAGGGUUUUAUAUUAUUAGCUUCUUCAUUGUAAAAUUUACUUCCUGUCUUUCAUUUGCCUUCUGGGUUUUACUUUUGCGCUCUGUCUCUCUGCUUUAAACUUAAAUUGAAUGACAAAUUUUUAGAACUUCAAAGACCAUCUAGCUAGUCGUCUUUCCUAGUUGGAUCAGCCAACUCUCUCAAAGGAAUCUUUUUUGGUACAAUAUAUUUGAAAAAGAAUAAACAAAGAAUAUGAAGUGCUUUCAUAUUUUCAAAGAUAAAUCAAAGAAGAAGAAAGGAGAAUCAAGAUCAGCUCCAGAAUUAGGAAACAGAAGCCGACCAGACAUUUUACCUAAUAGCCGUACAACAAGAUCUUUACCUUCUCCAAGAAGCAUAACUGAAUUGUACAAAGAGAAGGAGCAUAAUUUAAGAGCUUUCUCUCUUGAAGAGCUUAAAGAGGCAACUAAUGGCUUUAGCAGACUUCUCAAGAUUGGUGAAGGAGGAUUUGGGAGUGUUUAUAAGGGGACAAUUAGGCCUGCCGAUGGUCAAGGUGAUUCUAUACCAGUCGCCAUUAAGAGGCUUAACAAGCAUGGCUUGCAGGGCCACAAACAAUGGUUUGCGGAGGUUCAAUUUCUUGGAGUUGUUAGCCACCCAAACUUAGUAAAACUUCUUGGUUACUGCUCAGUAGAUGAUGAAAGGGGGAUCCAGCGGUUAUUGGUGUAUGAAUAUAUGUCUAAUAAGAGCUUAGAAGACCAUCUUUUUAGGAGUACUUUACCCACUUUGCCUUGGAAAAAAAGAUUAGAGAUUAUGCUUGAAGCGGCUGAAGGAUUGGCUUACUUACAUGGAGGAAUGGAAGUCCAGGUGAUAUAUCGAGAUUUCAAAUGCUCAAAUAUAUUGUUGGACGACAACUUUAAGCCGAAGCUUUCAGAUUUCGGACUUGCUAGGGAAGGACCAACAGGUGACAACACUCAUGUAUCCACAGGGGUGGUUGGGACAUAUGGGUACGCGGCCCCAGAAUAUGUUGAGACAGGUCAUCUUACAAGCCACAGUGACAUAUGGAGCUUCGGUGUUGUACUCUAUGAAAUCCUUACCGGUAGGCGAACUCUAGAAAGAAAUCGGCCAACAGCAGAGCAGAAACUUCUAGAUUGGGUGAAACAGUUCCCAGCUGACAGUAACAGGUUCAGCAUGAUAUUGGACCCUCGGCUCAGAAACGAUUUCUCUAUUGUAGCAGCAAAGAAAAUUGCUAAGUUAGCAGAUAGCUGUCUAAACAAGAAUCCGAAAGAACGGCCAACUAUGGAUGAGGUGGUCCAGAGCUUGAAGCAAGCAAUACAAGAUUCAGAAGGCACUAGCACUGCUGCUAGUAAGAGUGUAGAGUCAUCUCGGCCUAGAAUAUUUGAAAGAAGAGCUAUCAGGGUAUAGAUGCUUGGAUAUUGAGUAGAAAUGAGAUGGAAAUGUUUCUCUACAGGUUUGCAUCUGAAAUUCAUUUCAGGGAGUUGCAGUUUUUUCUGGGUUUCUGUGCAACAAUUAAUUUGAUUCAACUCAACUAAGUAGAGUAUUGGUCUUGUUGGGCGGAGCUAUUAGUAAACUAUUCUUUUUCUUGUAAAGAUAUGAAUGGAAUUCCAAUGAGUUCAAAUAUUCUUCUCAUUAGUUGAUAUUAAUACAAAUAUAAUUUAUAUUGGUUCAUCUUCA